This is a messenger RNA of Caenorhabditis angaria, 1228 nucleotides long. The record is from the annotation of a GenBank genome assembly. NCBI's taxonomy places the organism in Eukaryota, Metazoa, Nematoda, Chromadorea, Rhabditida, Rhabditidae.
AUGGCUCGUAAAAAUGUGCGAAAAGUGAGGAAAACCAAAUUCGAAUGGACUUCGCUCCCCCAGCGCUUCAAAGAACAAAUCAUCGAGGAAUAUCUGGAUCUGAAGUCAAAAUUAAAAUUUUCCCAAUGCUCGAAAUCUUGCUAUGCUGAGAUUUUAGGAUCGCGAAACUUUUUGAAAUAUUUAAUAUUCACUGAAACUUAUGCUAAAUUCUAUGAAGUCAGAUAUGAGUUUUAUCAGGAUCAACGAGAAUUUCAUAUUGAGUUUGAUACGCUUGAUGCGGAGGAUGAAGACGAUGGAGCACUUUUCCAAGUUUCUUUUUAUAUGUAAGGUUUUUGAGAUUUAAAAAAACGUGCAUUUAAAAUUCAACUUUUCAGCUCCAAUCAUCUCGAAGACGAAUGGGAGUUGAAAAAUAUUGAUGUUUUAAAAUACACCAUCGAAUAUUUUCAAAGACUUAUCGAUCAUUCAACGCACUUGAAAGAAAUCGAAUUCGAUUUUUUCCAUACUCCGAUUUAUCGGAACAUUAAGAAUAUCGAAAAACUGAAAAGUUUGAAAACAUUUCGAAUUUACGAUUUGCGGAAAAACCGUCAUACAUUGGGAGAUAGUGGAUACGAGAAUUUGGGUUUGGUAAGUUUUCUUUGCAAAAAAUUUAUUUUGAUUCCAAACCUCUAAAAUCUUGAAUACUUUUCAGCUCUCGAAACUUCGCAAAAACAUCAUUUGUCCAAUUCCCAGUUUGAAUCUCGAAAACUUGCUCAAAAUCACAGCCCGGAAAUCAAAGUUAUAUGAUGUUAAAGUGAGCCCGAAAAUGGCAAAACAAUUUAUUUUAGCGGUUGGUGAUGGCAAAAUCGAUGAAAAUAUUAAGAAGAUCCGAUUAAUUUAUGACAAAAAUCAGCAAGUUUGGGAUCCGGAGCUGAUUUUUGAUUGUGAUUCUGAUUCUGAAAGCAAAAAUUUAAAAGUCGAUGAUUUCCACAGAGACGAAUAUGCAUUAUGGUUUGACAUGGAAAUCAAAGGAAAGCCGGAAAGAUAUGCGAAAUUUCGAUUGACUGAAAACUGCCUGUUACUAGUUGUCCGACUUCAUGCAAAACGUCAAAUUUAUCGUCAACGAGCUGAAGAAUAUGUUGGAGAAUUAGGCGACGAUGGUGAUGAAUUGCGCGCGGACUCAUAUAAAGAAAAUCCGUCGGACUUUGAGCGGUCUACGGGAUAUGGUGAAAGAUCGGAUUAUGAAUUCUGA